Molecule: messenger RNA, 15603 nt
Organism: Choloepus didactylus (southern two-toed sloth)
Lineage: Eukaryota; Metazoa; Chordata; Mammalia; Pilosa; Megalonychidae
Gene: SACS
Product: sacsin molecular chaperone
Exons: 10
Coding region: 592-14331 (4579 amino acids)
Molecular function (GO): Hsp70 protein binding
Source: RefSeq, a predicted model, not a curated record
CUUGCACCCAGAGCGCUGCGGUAACCGUCACGCUGGGACCUGCUGAAAACAAAGGCAGAGAGGGAUCGCGAAGCUAACAACGGCGUCACAGAUAGGAUUCUAAGAUGCCAGUGUCUCCAGAUCGAGAAGAAGUGCUCUCAACAACCAGUAUUUUACAUCUGCUGAGAUGAGGUUGAGAAAAGCUGCUUCAAAGAACUUCAGCAUCUUCCCCUAUCACCUUACUAAAGAAAUAAAGAAGAUUCUCAAGUGAAAAAGUUAAAUGUGCUUUGGGGGAAAAGCUAAAAACCCCUUGCUAAUAGAUACUGUUUUACCUGAAGAACUUCUCUGGAAUACUGGAUCAGGAAGCAUAACGCAAGGAGGUGACCACUGUCAGACUGGAGCUUCUUAUUUUAAGAACACAAACACAAAACACAACAAUGUUUUCUGACAUCAGAUGAUGGAUGGACACUGAGGGGAAAAACAAGCUUUUCACUGGUCAGAAAGAGCAGAACACGAAGUGCACAUUUAGAGGGAAGCAAAACGAAGGACUUAAACAGAAGAAGGAAAACAUUUUCAUGGUUUUCACAGAUCAAUAUUUCCGGAGAAGUGAUAAUGGAGACCAAAGAUAAUAGGUGCGUCCGCGUGACGGUCCUCCCCGGCUGCGUGGGCUGCAGGACACUCGCAGUGCCGCCCUCCUGGACCGUGCGCGAGGUCAAGGAGCGCAUCCUCGGCGAGACCGGCCUCCCCGCGUCCGAGCAGCGCCUGUGGCAUCGCAAUCGGGAGUUAUCUGACUGGAUCAAGAUUGGAGAUCUGACUUCCAAAAAUCGUCAUCUUUUUGUAAACCUUCAAUCAAAAGGCUUAAAGGGGGGAGGUCGAUUUGGUCAAACAACUCCGCCACUUGUUGAUUUCCUCAAGGACAUUUUAAGAAGAUAUCCAGAAGGAGGACAGAUUCUUAAGGAAUUAAUACAGAAUGCAGAAGAUGCUGGGGCCACAGAAGUUAAAUUUUUAUAUGAUGAAACUCAAUAUGGAACGGAGGCUCUUUGGUCAAAAGAUAUGGCGCAAUAUCAGGGGUCAGCUCUUUAUGCAUAUAACAAUGCAGUUUUCACCCCGGAGGACUGGCACGGCAUUCAGGAAAUAGCAAGAAGCAGGAAAAAGGAUGAUCCUUUGAAGGUUGGAAGAUUUGGAAUCGGCUUUAAUUCUGUCUAUCAUAUAACAGAUGUUCCUUGUAUCUUUAGUGGGGACCAGAUUGGGAUGUUGGAUCCUCAUCAAGCACUUUUUGGCCCACACGAAUCAGGCCAAUGUUGGAAUCUCAAAAGUGACAGCAAAGAAAUUAGUGAACUUUCAGACCAGUUUGCGCCAUUCAUUGGCAUUUUUGGAAGCACCAAGGAAACGUUCAUAAAUGGCAAUUUUCCAGGAACAUUUUUCCGUUUCCCUCUUCGCCUACAACCCUCCCAGCUUAGUGGUAACCUCUACAAUAAGCAGAAGGUUCUUGAGUUGUUUGAAUCUUUCAGAGCCGAUGCAGACACGGUGCUUCUGUUUCUGAAGAGCGUGCAGGACGUGUCCUUACAUGUCCGGGAGGCAGAUGGGACUGAGAGACUGGUAUUUAGAGUCACCGCCAGUGAGAACCAAGCCCUGAAGCACGAACGGCCAAACUCUAUAAAGAUUCUGGGGGCUGCCAUAAGUAACUAUUGUGAAAAGAUUCCAAGCAAUAGCAUCACCUGUGAGACAUAUCACAUAAAUAUAGCGUUAGAAGAUGAAAGUACUAAGGAUGCACAGAAAACGUCCUGGCUGGUGUGUAACGGUGUGGGCGGUCGAGGGAUGUGUAGUAAGCUUGACUCCUUGGCUGAUGAAUUGAAGUUUGUCCCAAUCAUUGGAAUAGCCAUGUGUUUAUCAAGCAGAGACGAUGAAGAACAAGGAGCAACAUCUGAUUUCUCAGGAAAAGCAUUUUGCUUUCUUCCUUUACCACCUGGUGAGGAGAGCAAAACAGGCCUCCCUGUCCACAUCAGUGGAUUCUUCGGUCUGACAGACAACCGCAGGAGCAUCAAAUGGAGGGAGCUGGACCAGUGGAGGGACCCAGCUGCCUUGUGGAAUGACUUCCUUGUUGCGAACGUUGUCCCCAAAGCUUACGCUACUCUGAUCUUAGACUCAAUAAGACGUCUGGAGACUGAAAAAAACUCUGAUUUCCCCCUGACGGUUGAGAUUAUCUAUAAGCUUUGGCCUGAUAUGAACAAAGUGAAGGUACACUGGCAACCGAUUUUAGAACCCCUGUUUAAUGAGCUGUUCCAGAACGCAGUUCUUUAUUCAUUCAGCAACGACUGGGUGAAGUUAGAGCAGGCGUACUUCUCGGAACUCGAUGAGAAUUUGGAGUACACAAAAACCGUGCUCAGCUACCUCCAGAGCUCAGGGAAGCAGAUCGUCAAGGUCCCCGCCAACCUCGCCGCUGCGGCCCAGCUCGCGGCCUCCAGGGCGAAGCCGGUGAAGAGGGUGAUGCCUGCGCUGGUCCGGCAGGUGCUGCGGAAGUCGGCGCCCGCGGGCAGUGCCCAGGAGAAGCUGCACCUCCUGGAGUUCGUGCUGUCUGAUGACGCCUACAGCGAGCUGCUGGGGCUGGAGCUCCUGCCUCUCCAGAGCGGGCAUUUCGUCCCCUUCUCCUCCUCUGUGUCCGAUCAGGACGCCGUGUACAUUACCUCAGAAGAUUACCCAAGGUCCCUUUUCCCAGGUCUUGAAGGAAGAUUUAUUUUGGAGAACUUGAAGCCCCACAUUCUAGCUGCUCUAAAGGAGGCUGCCAAAACCCGAGGAAGGCCCUGUACUCAGCUGCAGCUCCUAAACCCAGAGCGAUUUGCACGUCUAAUCAGAGAAGUGAUGAAUGCAUUCUGGCCUGGCAGAGAGUUGCUUGUUCAGUGGUACCCACUCGCUGAAGACAGAAAUCAUCCAUCUCUUUCAUGGCUUAAGAUGGUCUGGAAGAAUCUCUAUAUACAUUUUUCAGAGGAUCUGACUUUAUUUGAUGAGAUGCCGCUUAUCCCCAGGACUGUGCUAGAAGAAGGCCAGGCCUGUGUGGAGCUCAUUAGACUCCGGAUCCCAUCAUUAGUCAUUUUGGAUGAUGAAUCUGAUGCACAGCUUCCAGAAUUUUUAGCAGACAUUGUACAAAAACUUGGAGGAAUUGUCCUUAAAAAAUUAGAUGCCUCCAUACAACAUCCACUUAUUAAAAGGUACAUCCACUCACCAUUACCAAGUGCUGUUUUGCAGAUAAUGGAGAAGAUGCCACUGCAGAAACUGUGUAAUCAAAUAGCUUUGCUCCUUCCAACCCACAAGGAUGCUCUGAGGGAGUUCUUAGCCAGUUUAACUGAUAGCAGUGAAAAGGAGAAAAGGAUAAUUCAAGAAUUGGCAAUAUUCAAGCGAAUCAACCAUUCAUCUGGCCAGGAAGUUUCCUCUUAUACAAAAUUGAAAGGUUGUAAAGUCUUGCAUCAUAGUGCCAAGCUUCUGCCAGGCCUGCGACUUUCUGUUUCACUGAUAGACAGUAGUGAUGAGGCAACUAUUCGUCUGGCAAACAUGUUGAAAAUAGAGAAGUUAAAGACCACUAGUUGCUUAAAGCUUAUUUUAAAAGAUAUUGAAAAUGGAUUUUAUUCACAUGAAGAGAUAACAAAGCUUAUGUUAUGGAUCCUUGAGAAUCUGUCUUCUCUCAAAAAUGAGAAUGCAAAUGUGAUUGAUUGGUUAAUACCACUGAAAUUCAUUCACAUUUCACAGGAACAGCUGGUGUCAGCCAGUGACCUCUUUGAUCCUGAUAUAGAAGUAUUGCAGGAUCUCUUUUAUAAUGAAGAAGAAAUCUGUUUCCCACCUUCAGUUUUUACCUCACCAGAUAUCCUUCACUCUUUAAGACAGAUUGGUUUAAAAAAUGAAGCCAGUCUCAAAGAGAAAGAUGUGGUACAAGUGGCCAAAAAAAUUGAAGCCUUACAGGCCAGUUCUUGUCCAACUCAGGACAUUCUUUUCAAGAAAGCCAAAACACUCUUACUGGUUUUAAAUAAGAACCAGACCUUGCUGCAGUCAUCUGAAGGAAAAAUGACCCUAAAGAAAAUAAAGUGGGUUCCAGCCUGCAAGGAGAGGCCUCCCAAUUACCCAGGGUCCCUAGUCUGGAAAGGUGACGUCUGUGACCUCUGUGCACCCCCCGACAUGUGUGACGCGGCUCACGCGAUCCUGGUCGGCUCGUCAGUCCCUCUUGUUGAAAGUGUGCAUGUAAACCUGGAGAAGGCGUUAGGCAUCUUCACAAAACCGAGCAUCAGUGCCGUGUUGAAACACUUUAAAAUUGUUGUUGAUUGGUACACUUCGAAAACCUUCAGCGAUGAAGACUACUAUCAGUUCCAGCAUGUUUUGCUUGAAAUUUAUGGAUUCAUGCAUGAUCACUUAGAUGAAGGGAAAGAUGCCUUUAAGGCCUUAACAUUUCCUUGGGUCUGGACUGGCAAAAAAUUUUGUUCCCUCACCCAAGCAGUAAUGAAACCAAUCCACGAUCUUGACCUUCAGCCUUAUUUGCAUAGCGUACCUAAAACCAUGGGAAAAUUCCACCAAUUGUUUAAGGCCUGUGGGUCAAUCGAGGAGUUGACGUCAGAUCAUAUUUCCAUGGUCAUUCAGAAGAUAUAUCUCAAAAGUGACCAAGACCUCAGUGAACAAGAGAGCAAACAAAAUCUUCAUCUUAUAUUGAAUAUUAUCAGGUGGCUGUAUAGCAAUCAGAUCCCAGCAAGCCCCAAUACACCAGUUCCUAUACAUCAUAGCAAAAAUCCUUCUAAACUUAUCAUGAAGCCAAUUCAUGAAUGCUGUUACUGUGACAUCAAAGUUGAUGACCUUAAUGACUUACUUGAAGAUUCAGUGGAACCAAUCAUUUUGGUGCAUGAAGACAUACCCAUGAAAACUGCAGAAUGGUUAAAAGUUCCAUGCCUUAGUACAAGGUUGAUCAAUCCUGAAAAUAUGGGAUUUGAGCAGUCAGGACAAAGAGAACCACUUACUGUAAGAAUUAAAAAUAUUCUGGAAGAAUACCCAUCUGUGUCAGAUAUUUUUAAAGAACUGCUUCAAAACGCUGAUGAUGCCAAUGCCACCGAGUGCAGUUUCAUGAUUGACAUGAGAAGAAAUAUGGACAUCAGAGAGAACCUCCUAGACCCAGGGAUGGCUGCUUGCCAUGGGCCUGCUCUGUGGUCAUUCAAUAAUUCUGAAUUCUCAGAUUCAGAUUUUGUGAACAUAACCAGGUUAGGAGAAUCUUUAAAAAGGGCAGAAGUUGACAAGGUUGGAAAAUUUGGUCUUGGAUUUAAUUCUGUGUACCAUAUCACAGACAUUCCCGUCAUUAUGAGUCGAGAAUUCAUGAUCAUGUUCGAUCCAAACAUAAACCAUAUCAGUAAACACAUUAAAGACAGAUCUAAUCCGGGGAUCAAAAUUAAUUGGAGUAAACAACAGAAAAGACUUAGGAAAUUUCCUAACCAGUUCAAACCAUUUAUAGACGUGUUUGGCUGUCAGUUACCCUUGACUGUAGAAGCGCCUUACAGCUACAAAGGAACUCUUUUCCGACUUUCCUUUAGAACGCAACAAGAAGCUAAAGUGAGUGAAGUCAGCAGUACCUGCUAUAAUACGGCAGAUAUUUACUCUCUUGUGGAUGAAUUUAGUCUCUGUGGACAUAGGCUUAUCAUUUUCACCCAGAGUGUAAACUCAAUGUAUUUGAAGUACUUGAAAAUUGAGGAAACCAAUCCCAGCUUAGCACAAGAUACAAUAGUAAUCCAAAAACAGGUCUGCUCUUCCAAAGCAUUGAAUGCACCUGUUUUGAGUGUUUUAAAAGAAGCUGCUAAGCUUAUGAAGAUGUGCGGUGGCAGUAAUAAAAAACUUUCCACUGAUGCACCAAAGUCAUCCUGCAUUCUUCAGAUCACAGUUGAAGAAUUUCAUCAUGUGUUCAGAAGGAUUGCUGAUUUGCAGUCACCGCUUUUUAGAGGUCCAGAUGACGACCCAGCUGCUCUCUUUGAAAUGGCUAAAUCUGGCCAAGCAAAAAAGCCAUCAGAUGAGUUGCCACAAAAAACAGUAGAGUGUACAACGUGGCUUAUAUGUACCUGCAUGGACACAGGAGAGGCUCUGAAAUUUUCCCUGAAUGAAAGUGGAAGAAGAUUGGGACUUGUUCCUUGUGGUGCAGUAGGAGUUUUUCUGUCUGAAAUCCAAGAACAGAAGUGGAUUGUGAAACCACAUGUUGGAGAAGUGUUUUGCUAUUUACCUUUACGAAUAAAAACAGGCUUGCCAGUUCACAUCAAUGGGUGUUUCGCCGUGACUUCAAAUAGGAAAGAAAUAUGGAAGACAGAUACAAAAGGACGAUGGAAUACCACCUUCAUGAGACACGUUAUCGUGAAAGCCUACUUACAAGCACUAAGUGUCUUACGUGACCUGGCAGUCGGUGGGGAACUAACUGAGUAUACUUACUAUGCAGUCUGGCCUGAUCCCGACUUAGUUCAUGAUGACUUUUCUGUAAUUUGUCAAGGAUUUUAUGAAGAUAUAGCUAAUGGAAAAGGGAAAGAAUUGACCAGAGUCUUCUCUGAUGGAUCUACAUGGGUUUCCAUGAAGAAUGUGAGAUUUCUAGAUGACUCUAUUCUUAAAAGAAGAGAUAUUGGUCCUGCAGCCUUCAAGAUAUUUUUGAAAUACCUCAAGAAGACUGGUUCAAAAAACCUCUGUGCUGUCGAACUUCCUUCUUCAGUAAAAUUAGGAUUUGAAGAAGCUGGAUGCAAACAGAUACUGCUUGAAAACACAUUUUCAGAGAAACAGUUUUUUUCAGAAGUGUUUUUCCCAAAUAUUCAAGAAAUUGAAGCAGAACUUAGGGAUCCUUUAAUGAAUUUUGUUCUCAAUGAAAAAGUUGACGAAUUCUCAGGAAUUCUUCGUGUUACUCCAUGCAUUCCUUGCUCUUUAGAAGGGCAUCCUUUGGUUUUACCAUCGAGGUUGAUCCAUCCUGAGGGACGAGUUGCAAAGUUAUUUGAUACUAAAGAUGGGCGCUUUCCUUAUGGUUUGACUCAGGACUAUCUUAAUCCUAUUAUUUUGAUAAAACUAGUUCAAUUAGGUAUGGCCAAAGAUGAUAUUUUAUGGGAUGACAUGCUAGAACGUGCAGAGUCAGUAGCUGAAAUUAAUAAAAGUGAUCAUGCUGCUGCUUGUCUGAGAAGCAGUAUCUUAUUAAGUCUCAUUGAUGAAAAAUUAAAAAUCAGGGAUCCCAGAGCAAAAGAUUUUGCUGCCAAAUAUCAAACAAUUCCCUUCCUCCCGUUUCUAACAAAACCAGCAGGGUUUUCUUUGGAAUGGAAAGGAAACAGUUUUAAGCCUGAAACCAUGUUUGCAGCAACUGAUCUUUACACAGCUGAGCAUCAAGAUAUAGUUUGUCUUUUGCAGCCAAUUCUAAAUGAAAAUUCUCAUUCUUUCCGAGGCUGUGGUUCAGUGUCAUUGGCUGUAAAAGAGUUUCUGGGAUUACUUAAGAAGCCAACAGUUGAUCUGGUUAUAAACCAAUUGAAAGAAGUGGCAAAGUCAGUUGAUGAUGGAAUUACAUUGUACCAGGAGAAUAUCACCAAUGCCUGCUACAAAUACCUGCAUGAAGCAAUGAUGCAAAAUGAAGUCACGAAGAUAUCAAUUGUAGAAAAGUUAAAACCCUGUAGCUUCAUCCUAGUUGAGAAUGCAUAUGUUGACUCAGAAAAGGUCUCGUUUCAUCUGAAUUUUGAGGCAGCACCGUAUCUUUAUCAGUUGCCUAACAAAUAUAAAAACAAUUUUCGUGAACUCUUUGAAAGUGUGGGUGUAAGGCAGUCAUUUACUGUUGAAGAUUUUGCCCUCGUUUUGGAAUCUCUAGAUAAAGAAAGGGGAACAAAACAAAUAACAGAAGAGAAUUUCCAGCUUUGCCGACGAAUAAUUAGUGAAGGAAUAUGGAGUCUCAUUAGAGAAAAGAGACAGGAAUUUUGUGAGAAAAAUUAUGGCAAAAUAUUAUUGCCAGAUACUAACCUGGUGCUUCUCCCUGCUAAAUCUUUGUGCUACAAUGAUUGUCCCUGGAUAAAAGUAAAAGAUACCACUGUGAAAUAUUGUCAUGCUGACAUACCCAGGGAAGUGGCUGUAAAACUAGGAGCCAUCCCAAAGCGACAUAAAGCCUUAGAAAGAUAUGCCUCCAACAUCUGUUUUACAGCUCCCGGCACUGAAUUUGGACAGAAAGAAAAAUUGACCAGCAGAAUUAAGAGUAUUCUUAAUGCCUACCCUUCAGAAAAGGAAAUGUUGAAAGAACUUCUUCAGAAUGCUGAUGAUGCAAAAGCCACAGAAAUCUGUUUUGUGUUUGACCCCAGGCAGCAUCCAGUGGACAGAAUCUUUGAUGACAAAUGGGCUCCACUGCAAGGGCCGGCACUCUGUGUGUACAACAAUCAGCCUUUCACGGAAGACGAUGUCAGAGGAAUUCAGAAUCUCGGGAAAGGCACCAAGGAAGGAAAUCCCUAUAAAACUGGACAGUAUGGAAUAGGAUUUAAUUCUGUAUAUCAUAUUACAGACUGCCCUUCCUUUAUCUCUGGCAAUGACAUCCUGUGCAUUUUUGAUCCUCAUGCCAGAUACGCACCAGGAGCCACGUCAGUCAGUCCUGGACGCAUGUUUAGGGACUUGGAUGCAGACUUUAGGACGCAGUUUUCAGAUGUCCUGGAUCUUUAUUUGGGAACCCACUUUAAACUGGACAAUUGCACCAUGUUUAGAUUUCCUCUUCGUAAUACAGAAAUGGCAAAAGUUUCAGAAAUUUCCUCAGUUCCAUCAUCAGACAGAAUGGUCCAGAAUCUUUUGGACAAAUUGCGCUCUGAUGGCGCAGAACUUCUAAUGUUUCUUAAUUAUAUGGAAAAAAUUUCUAUUUGUGAAAUAGAUAAAGUGACUGGAGCUCUAAAUGUGCUGUAUUCAGUAAAGGGCACAAUCACGGAUGGAGAUAGACUGAAAAGGAAGCAAUUUCAUGCAUCUGUAAUUGACAGUGUUACUAAAAAGAGGCAGCUCAAAGACAUACCAGUUCAACAGAUAACCUAUACUAUGGAUACUGAGGACUCAGAAGGAAAUCUUACAACCUGGCUAAUUUGUAACAGAUCAGGUUUUUCGAAUAUGGACAAAGUAUCUAAGAGUGUCAUAUCGGCUCACAAGAACCAAGACAUUACUCUCUUUCCACGCGGUGGCGUGGCUGCCUGCAUCACUCACAACUAUAAAAAGCCCCAUAGGGCCUUCUGUUUCUUGCCCCUCUCUUUGGAGACGGGGCUGCCAUUUCACGUGAAUGGCCACUUUGCUCUGGAUUCAGCCAGAAGAAAUCUGUGGCGUGAUGAUAAUGGUGUUGGUGUUCGAAGUGACUGGAAUAACAGCUUGAUGAUGGCAUUAAUAGCCCCUGCAUAUGUGGAAUUACUAAUCCAGUUAAAAAAACGGUAUUUCCCUGGUUCUGACCCAACAAUGUCAGUUUUACAGAACACACCUAUUCAUGUCGUGAAGGACACUUUAAAGAAGUUUUUAUCAUUUUUCCCAGUUAACAGGCUUGAUCUACAGCCAGAUUUGUAUUGUCUGGUGAAAGCACUUUAUAACUUCAUUCAUGAAGACAUGAAACGUCUUUUACCAGUCGUACGGGCACCAAAUAUCGAUGGGUCGGAUUUGCACUCUGCUGUUAUAAUUACUUGGAUUAAUAUGGCCACUGCUAAUAAAACUAAACCGUUUUUUGACAACUUACUGCAGGAUGAAUUACAACACCUUAAAAAUGCAGAUUAUAAUAUCACAACACGCAAAACUGUAGCAGAGAAUGUCUACAGACUAAAACACCUACUUUUAGAAAUUGGCUUCAACUUGGUUUAUAACUGUGAUGAAACGGCAAAUCUUUACCACUGUCUUAUAGAUGCAGACAUUCCUGUUAGUUAUGUAACUCCUGCUGACGUUAGGUCUUUUUUAAUGACAUUUUCCUCUCCUGAUACUAAUUGCCACAUUGGAAAGCUGCCUUGUCGUCUUCAGCAGACUAACCUAAAACUUUUCCAUAGUCUAAAACUUUUAGUUGAUUAUUGUUUUAAGGACACAGAAGAAAAUGAGGUUGAAGUUGAGGGACUGCCCCUUCUCAUUACAUUGGACAGCGUUUUGCAAACUUUUGAUGCAAAACGACCCAAGUUUCUAACAACAUACCAUGAAUUGAUUCCAUCCCGCAAAGACUUGUUCAUGAAUACAUUAUAUUUGAAAUAUAGUAAUAUUUUACUGAACUGUAAAGUUGCAAAAGUGUUUGACAUUUCCAGCUUUGCUGAUUUGUUACCCUCUGUAUUGCCUCGUGAAUAUAAGACCAAAAAUUGUAUGAGGUGGAAAGACAAUUUUGCAAGUGAGUCUUGGCUUAAGAAUGCAUGGCAUUUCAUCAGUGAAUCAGUAAGUGUGAGAGAAGACCAGGAAGAAGCAAAACCAACAUUUGACAUUGUGGUUGAUACCCUGAAAGACUGGGCAUUGCUUCCAGGAGCAAAGUUUACUGUUUCGGCCAAUCAUCUUGUGGUUCCUGAAGGGGAUGUGCUGCUUCCUCUAAGCCUUAUGCAUAUAGCAGUUUUUCCAAAUGCCCAGAGUGAUAAAGUUUUUCAUGCUCUAAUGAGAGCUGGCUGUAUUCAGCUUGCCUUGAACAAAAUCUGCUCCAAAGACAGUGCAUUUGUUCCCCUGUUGUCAUGUCACACAGCAAACAUCGAGAGCCCGUCCAGCAUUUUGAAGGCUGUGCAUUAUAUGGUCCAAACCUCAACAUUUAGAACUGAAAAAUUAGUAGAAAAUGACUUUGAAGCCCUUUUGAUGUAUUUCAACUGCAAUUUGAGUCACUUGAUGUCUCAAGAUGACAUUAAAAUUUUAAAGUCACUUCCAUGCUACAAAUCCAUCAGUGGUCGAUAUAUGAGCAUUGCAAAAUUUGGAACAUGCUAUGUACUCACAAAAAGUAUCCCUUCAGCUGAAGUGGAAAAAUGGACACAAUCAUCAUCAUCUGCAUUUCUUGAAGAAAAAAUACAUUUAAAAGAACUAUAUGAGGUGCUAGAUUGUGUACCUGUGGAUGAUCUUGAGGUAUAUUUGAAACACCUCUUACCAAAAAUUGAAAAUCUCUCUUAUGAUGCAAAAUUAGAGCACUUGAUCUAUCUUAAGAAUAGAUUAUCAAGUAUUGAGGAAGUAUCAGAAAUUAAGGAACAACUUUUUGAAAAACUGGAAAGUUUGUUGAUAAUUCAUGAUGCUAACAGUCGGCUAAAGCAAGCAAAACAUUUCUAUGACAGGACUGUGAGAGUUUUUGAAGUGAUGCUUCCUGAAAAAUUGUUUAUCCCCAAGGAUUUCUUUAAAAAAUUGGAACAACGUAUAAAGCCCAAAAAUCAGGGUGCAUUUAUGACCUCCUGGGUAGAAUUCCUAAGGAAUAUUGGACUAAAAUACAUACUUUCUCAGCAGCAGUUGUUACAGUUUGCUAAGGAAAUCAGUGUGAGAGCUAAUACAGAAAACUGGUCGAAAGAAACAUUGCAAAGUACAGUUGAUAUCCUUCUCCAUCACAUAUUCCAAGAACGAGUGGAUCUGUUGUCUGGGAAUUUUCUGAAAGAACUGUCCUUAAUACCAUUCUUAUGUCCUGAGCGGGCCCCUGCUGAAUUCAUUAGAUUUCAUCCUCAGUAUCAAGAGGUAAAUGGAACACUUCCUCUUAUAAAAUUCAACGGGGCACAAGUAAAUCCUAAAUUCAAGCAGUGUGAUGUUCUUCAGCUGUUAUGGACAUCCUGCCCUAUUCUUCCAGAGAAAGCCACACCCCUGAGUAUCAAAGAACAAGAAGGCAGUGAGCUCGGCCCACAGGAGCAGCUGGAACAAGUCUUAAGUUUGCUUAAUGUGAACUUGGACCCCCCUCUUGACAAGGUCAUUAAUAACUGCAGAAACAUCUGCAACAUCACAACUUUGGAUGAAGAAAUGGUGAAAACGAGAGCUAAGGUCUUACGGAGCAUAUAUGAGUUUCUCAGUGCAGAGAAGAGGGAGUUCCGAUUCCAGCUGCGGGGCGUUGCCUUUGUGAUGGUGGAAGAUGGCUGGAAACUUCUGAAGCCUGAGGAGGUAGUGAUAAAUCUCGAGUACGAAUCUGAUUUUAAGCCUUAUUUGUACAAGCUCCCUUUAGAACUUGGCACAUUUCAUCAGUUGUUCAAACAUUUAGGUACUGAAGAUAUUAUUUCAACCAAGCAAUAUGUUGAAGUGUUGAGCCGCAUAUUCAAAAACUCGGAAGGAAAACAAUUAGACCCCAAUGAAAUGCGUACAGUCAAGAGAGUAGUUUCUGGCCUGUUCAGGAGUCUGCAGAAUGAUUCGGUCAAGGUUAGGAGUGAUCUGGAGAACGUACGAGACCUCGCACUGCACCUUCCAAGCCAGGAUGGUAGAUUGGUAAAGUCGAGCAUCUUAGUGUUUGAUGAUGCUCCGCAUUACAAGAGUAGAAUUCAGGGGAAUAUCGGCGUCCAAAUGUUGGUUGACCUUAGCCAGUGUUACUUAGGGAAGGACCAUGGAUUCCACACAAAAUUGAUAAUGCUCUUUCCCCAGAAACUCAGACCUCGCUUACUGAGCAGUAUUCUUGAAGAACAGCUAGAUGAGGAGACUCCUAAAGUUUGCCAGUUUGGAGCACUGUGUUCCCUUCAGGGAAGACUGCAGUUACUCUUGUCUUCUGAACAGUUCAUUACAGGACUGAUUCGAAUUAUGAAGCAUGAAAACGAUAAUGCUUUCCUGGCCAAUGAAGAAAAAGCCAUAAGACUUUGCAAAGUCCUGAGAGAAGGCUUGAAAGUCUCCUGUUUUGAAAAGCUUCAAACAACAUUAAGAGUUAAAGGUUUCAAUCCUAUUCCCCACAGCAGAAGUGAAACUUUUGCUUUCCUGAAGAGAUUUGGCAAUGCAGUCAUUCUGCUCUACAUACAGCAUUCGGACAGUAAAGACAUUAAUUUCCUCUUAGCGUUGGCAAUGACACUGAAGUCGGCGACUGACAAUUUGAUUUCUGACACUUCAUAUUUAAUUGCUAUGUUAGGAUGCAAUGAUAUUUACAGAAUCAGUGAGAAACUUGACAGUUUAGGAGUGAAAUAUGACUCUUCAGAACCAUCAAAACUUGAACUCCCUAUGCCUGGCACGCCGAUACCUGCAGAAAUUCAUUACACUCUGCUGAUGGAUCCGAUGAAUGUCUUUUACCCAGGAGAAUACGUUGGAUACCUUGUUGAUGCUGAAGGUGGUGAUAUCUAUGGCUCCUACCAGCCAACAUACACAUAUGCAAUUAUCGUACAAGAAGUCGAAAGGGAAGAUGCUGACAAUUCUAGUUUUCUAGGGAAGAUAUAUCAGAUUGAUAUUGGCUAUAGUGAAUAUAAAAUAGUUAGCUCUCUUGACCUGUAUAAGUUUUCCAGGCCCGAAGAAAGUUCUCAAAGCAGAGACAGCGCGCCUUCCACCCCCACCAGCCCUCCCGAGUUUCUGGCCCCUGGGCUGCGCAGCAUCCCUCCUCUCUUCUCUGGCAAAGAGAGCCACAAAACCUCAUCUUCAAAACAUCAGUCCCCCAAAAAGCUUAAAGUUACUUCUUUACCGGAAAUCUUAAAAGAAGUGACAUCAGUGGUGGAGCAGGCUUGGAAGCUUCCAGAGUCUGAAAGAAAAAAGAUCAUCAGACGGUUGUAUUUGAAAUGGCAUCCAGACAAAAAUCCCGAAAAUCAUGAUAUUGCUAAUGAGGUCUUUAAACACUUGCAGAAUGAAAUCAACAGAUUAGAGAAACAGGCUUUUCUAGAUCAAAAUGCAGACAGAGCCUCAAGGCGGACAUUUUCAACCUCAGCAACCCGAUUUCAGUCAGACAAGUACUCAUUUCAAAGAUUUUAUACUUCAUGGAAUCAAGAAGCAACGAGUCAUAAAUCAGAAAGGCAACAACAAAACAAAGAAAAAUGCCCCCCUCCGGCCGGACAGACUUACUCUCAAAGGUUCUUUGUUCCUCCUACUUUCAAGUCGGUUGGUAACCCAGUGGAAGCCCGCAGAUGGUUAAGACAAGCCAGGGCAAAUUUUUCAGCUGCCAGAAAUGACCUUCAUAAAAAUGCCAACGAAUGGGUGUGCUUCAAAUGUUACCUUUCUACCAAGUUAGCUUUGAUUGCGGCUGACUACGCUGUAAGGGGGAAGUCUGAUAAGGAUGUAAAACCAACUGCACUUGCCCAAAAAAUUGAGGAAUACAGCCAGCAACUUGAAGGACUGACAAAUGACGUUCACACAUUGGAAGCUUAUGGUGCAGACAGCUUAAAAACAAGAUAUCCUGAUUUGCUUCCUUUUCCACAGAUUCCAAAUGACAGAUUUACUUCUGAGGUUGCUAUGAGGGUGAUGGAAUGUACUGCCUGUAUCAUAAUAAAACUUGAAAAUUUUAUACAACAAAAAGUAUGAAGUAUUUAAAGAAAAUAAAAAGCAGAGCUAGGUCUUGAAGGUGUUGGAGCACAAAUACGAAUUGCUGUAUUCUAUUAAGCUUCAUUACCAGUUAUAUAGGAAUUGUGAAGCACAGAAAACUUAACCUAGAGGAAAAUCAUUGUGAAGAAGGUGGUGAACUGAACAAUUGGUAGAAGUAUUUGAAUGGCUUGGAGGGCACAUUAUUGAACUGCACUUUAUGUAACCAAAGCUUAGCCGUUUGUUAGGUGAGUCUUUGUAUGUCUCUGGCUAGGAUGAAAUUAAUUUUUUGUUUUUAACAUGGUUUUUGUUUUGAAGGAGCUAAUGAAAAACUGGACAUAUCAAUGACAAACAAAUAAGGGGAAUGAAUUCUUUGGCUUUUUUUUUAAGUGGAUCAUGUUUUGGACUUUUGUUUUCUUAUCAGCUGGAUCUGAUUGUGACUUUAUUGCAAUUUUACAUCUUAAGUACUCGGUAUGUUUAAAAAAUGGUACAGUAUUUUAAUCCUGAAUAUUACUUGAUGACGAGUAUACAGAUAGUACUUCUUGGAGUGUGCUGAGUGCACUUUGCACCUUUCUUUGUGUUUUUACACCUUAUGUUUACAGGCUUCCUCUCCCCUGAAGAUAGCAUCCGGAAAAUUCACAGUGACGGAGCGCCCCUCACAGAUGUUAGUGCUGUUUCUGCACUUCACUCACCAGAACAGCAUUUAUCACCUGUGAGAACACUUGCUUUCUGUUUGCAUGUACAUAUUUUCCACAGACGUCAUAAUUUAUAUAGUGUGGUUGAACAGGAUGCAAUCUUGUUUCAUGUUUAAAGGUGCUGUGGUUAAAAAACAAAACUUUGUCUUACAGUGGGACAGUCAUUUUUUUUUUUCAAUUUUACUUUAAAAACAUUCAAAAUUGUAAAAUCUUUGUGACAAUUAUCCAGAUGCUUUAAAAGAGGAAUUAUGAAGUAUUUCCCCAUGAAUGCUUGAGAACUGACAUUUAAUUCUCAUCAUGUUUAAGUGUUCUCCCAUACUUCUUUAACAUAUUUCUUUUGCAGAAGCUGAAAGAAAGGUAUUGAUAAUUGGUUUAUAUAAGUGUACUGGCUGUAAAUCUUGCUGAAUAUAAUAUUUUAGGCACUUAAGGGCUUAAGGAAUAUGUUAAAACUUUUUUUUUUUACAUUUAUUGGUAAUAAGGAAUGUUUGCGCCUUCAAAAUUGUAUUGCUUCUGGAUGUGAAGCCAUAUAAUUAUUUCUGCUAUUAAGUGCCAUAAUUUUAAUAAAGCAAAAUGUACAUAU